Messenger RNA from Poecile atricapillus (Black-capped chickadee), 987 nucleotides. It is a transcript of the gene GPR6, whose product is annotated as G protein-coupled receptor 6. Gene Ontology annotation, cellular component: membrane. Lineage: Eukaryota; Metazoa; Chordata; Aves; Passeriformes; Paridae. Gene Ontology annotation, molecular function: sphingosine-1-phosphate receptor activity. The transcript has a single exon. The coding region runs from base 1 to 987 and encodes 328 amino acids. The record is from RefSeq and is a predicted model, not a curated record. Gene Ontology annotation, biological process: G protein-coupled receptor signaling pathway.
AUGGAGGCAGCGGCAGCCCUGAACGAGAGCGGAGCGGCGGCCCCGAGGCUGCCGGCCGGCGGCGGCAACGCCUCGCUGGAGCUCUCGUCUCGGGCCCCCGCGCCCGCCGCCCUCAACCCCUGGGACGUGAUGCUCUGCGUGUCCGGCACCGCCAUCGCCUGCGAGAACGCCCUGGUGGUUGCCAUCAUCUGCUACUCGCCCGCCCUGCGCACCCCCAUGUUCGUGCUGGUGGGCAGCCUGGCCACGGCUGACCUCCUGGCCGGCCUCGGCCUCAUCCUCAACUUCGUUUUCCAGUACGUGAUCCGCUCGGAGACGGUCAGCCUGCUGACGGUGGGCUUCCUCGUCGCCUCCUUCGCCGCCUCCGUGAGUAGCCUGCUGGCCAUCACGGUCGAUCGCUACCUCUCCCUCUACAAUGCCCUCACCUACUACUCGGAGAGGACGGUGCUCUGCAUUCACACCAUGCUGGCGGGUGCCUGGGGGGUCUCCCUCUGCCUGGGGCUGCUGCCCGUCCUGGGCUGGAACUGCCUCCACGACCGCACCUCCUGCAGCGUCGUCAGACCCUUGACCAAGAGUAACGUGACGCUGCUGUCUGCCUCUUUCUUUCUCAUUUUCCUCAUCAUGCUCCAUCUCUACAUCGAGAUCUGCAAGAUCGUCUGCAGGCAUGCCCACCAGAUAGCUCUCCAGCAGCACUUUCUGACUGCUUCGCACUAUGUCACCACCAAAAAAGGAGUCUCUACCCUGGCUAUCAUCCUUGGGACUUUCGGAGCCAGCUGGCUGCCUUUUGCCAUCUACUGUGUGGUGGGGGAUCCUGACUACCCUUCUGUGUACACGUAUGCCACGCUCCUACCUGCUACCUACAACUCCAUGAUCAACCCCAUCAUUUAUGCCUACAGAAACCAGGAAAUCCAGAGGUCCAUGUGGGUGCUCUUCUGUGGCUGCUUUCAGGCUAAAGUGUCCUUUCGCUCACGGUCCCCCAGCGAUGUCUGA